Archocentrus centrarchus (flier cichlid) is the source of this 3964-nucleotide messenger RNA. RefSeq names its product zinc fingers and homeoboxes 3b (gene zhx3b). Lineage: Eukaryota; Metazoa; Chordata; Actinopteri; Cichliformes; Cichlidae. The coding region runs from base 394 to 3819 and encodes 1141 amino acids. Gene Ontology annotation, cellular component: nucleus. The transcript has 7 exons. Gene Ontology annotation, biological process: regulation of transcription by RNA polymerase II. Gene Ontology annotation, molecular function: DNA binding; DNA-binding transcription factor activity, RNA polymerase II-specific. The record is from RefSeq and is a predicted model, not a curated record.
GCCACUCGAAAUAAACAAGCGCAAAAAAAGGGGGGUGCCGUUGUGGCGGACCGGUCCGGCUCCAGUGUCACGUUUAUUAUCAGCGGCCGAUUGUCAGAGGGGGGUCCUUACACCUAUAAGUUACCAUCAGAGAAGCCCAAACCUCCCCGUCCGCGUCUGGUUCCACUGAACCCAUAUCAGUGUAAACUUUUUAAUACCUGCGAUGCAUACGCUGAGCUCCGACAAAGCGAGGAUUUCCCUGAAAGCUCAAGUGAUAACCACAAGUGGACCCACGGACAAGACCCGUCACCCCCCUUCCUCCAUGCCUGCUCUAUAGUCAACGAGAAACCCAUAUUCUCUCUCACACCUCGCUUUCAGCCAUUUGACCAACCCCCAACCCUUUUUUUUCACACCAUGGCCAGCAAGAGGAAGUCAUCCACUCCCUGUAUGAUACCUAGCAAGAUUAUGCGCCCCUUAGAGGAAGUUGAGCAGGACUCCCCUGUUCUCCGUCAAUCAGGGGUUUCUGGAGGUGACACACAAAGCCCCCUAGACCCCGGAGAGUCUUCCAAACCAGAGGCGGGGGAUGUAGUCAAAGAUGGUGUAGGCAGUUACACCUGUAAGCCUUGUAAUUUUGAAACCUAUGACCUUAACUUGUUUUUGGAUCACGUCUACACCGGGCACCCAGACUUCCGUGCUGAUCCCAGCUUCUUUUGUGUGAGCUGUGGGGUUUCAGCACCCAAGUUUGAGGGCCUGGCAUUGCACAAUGCCAGGGUUCACCCCAGCACAUUGAACACCACUCUGCGGCUGAGGAAGAGAGACAGGAGGUUGGUGGUAGAGCAAAAUCUGGUGACUGGGGCCGAGACCGGGAAGGAUAGCGAGAUUUCCAUCACUAAAACCCCAAUUAUGCGGAUGCUGAAGGGCAAAUCGGAGCCUAAACGGAUUGUGGUGUCUCACUCGGUCUCUGAUGAGGCUGCCUCAGACCCACACACUAUCUCUGCAUCUAGAGAGACUGAGAGAAAAGAAACUGCCUCAGUGACAGUCGCCCAUGUUCCUACAAUUGUCCACAAUGGCACAACCAAGGUCACGCUGCCUUCAGCAAUCCAGAUAGUCAAUGGCUCAGGAGCAUUACCCAUGCUAAAGACACCCAUCACACAGGUGGUUUCAGUAGUUCAAAACAGAAACGUUCAUCAUUCUGCGCCGAUCACCGCCUCCUCAAAUAUUUCCUCCAGUUCCUCCUCAGAAAAUCUUCCAAAGGUAAUGAUUCCUUUGAGCAGCAUCCCUACCUACAGUGCCUCCAUGGAUUCUUCUUCCUUCCUGAAGACCUCCUUCAGUAAGUUUCCGUACCCCACAAAGGCUGAACUGUGCUACCUGACUGUGGUUACAAAAUUCCCCGAAGAGCAGAUCAAAAUCUGGUUCACAGCCCAGAGACUGAAGCAAGGCAUCAGCUGGUCUCCUGAAGAGAUAGAAGAGGCCAGGAGGAAGAUGUUCAACACCAUAAUCCAAACGGCACCCUCCAGCUCUCAGCACCAGCCCCACAGUCACCACAGCCCAGCACAACAAACCAUCACAGUCCUGCCUGCCUCACUCGGGGCCACGGGCAUCCCUCACAUUCUGCAGGGAUCUCUCGUCAGCCAAGGGGGGGUAAUUGUCACACAGCCUGUAAUGGCAAAUGGUAUCCAGGUUAGCAGUGCUCCUGUGGCCCUGGCUGUCACACCUAAGCCCCAGGCAGCAGCACGGCCUAUGAUGCAGGCCCGACCUGCUGCAGCCCUGGUGGCAGAAAAAGGCAUGAGCAUGGUGGUGGGGACAGUGGGCAGCAGCAGUACAGGAAUGAAUAUCAUUAGCAGCAGUAGUAGUAGUAGGAGUGGGGGAGGGGGCAUUAGCAGUGCUCUUAGCAGCAGUCUGACUAGUGUGAUCAACCUGAGUAUGGGAAGCAGUAAUCAUAGUAAUACUAAGGUGAGCAGUUUAAAUGGUAAAGACAGCAGUGUUAAUGUUGACUCCAGUGAUAAGAGUGAGGUAACUGGCCAUGUAAAUGCCAAGAACACAGAUGUCAGCAAAGCCAACAACACCACUGUGCUGCAGAAUGACAGUGAAGUAACCACAGAAAACAAAAAUACCACAGACAGCAAAAUGACUAACAUCAACAGUAAAAUGGGCAACGGUUUACUGAAGAGCAAAGAUACUAAUGGUAGCAGCAACAAAAAUGACACAACUAACACAAGCACAGAUGACCUCGACCCCACUGCCAGUGAAUCUCCACCCAUCAAAAUGGAGGAUGCUUCUUCCCCUGCCUCCAAGUCUUCUUCCCCCUCCCCUGCAGCUCCUUCGAGCAGCACGCUGGGGAGGGGGACCUCCGUUAAUGCAUUCCUGGACCCCAGCUUUUACAAGGGCAAGAAGUCUCAGGAGCAGCUCAGCGCCUUGAAGGACAGUUUUCAGGUGAACCAAUUUCCUGACCAGGAUGAGGUGGACCGGCUCAUUGCUUUGACGGGGCUCACAGUGCGAGAAGUUCGCAAGUGGUUUAGUGACCGGCGCUACCACUUUCGUAACCUCAAAGGUUCACGCUCCAGCACGGGAGCACAGAAUAAACCUGCCACUGUGUCCGGAACAGGGAGCGGUACGAGCACGCCGGGAACAAGCGCCGGUGGCAGUGCCAACCCUGUCGAGCUGUCAGAAAGUAGCAGCAACUCUGGUGCAAAAACUCCCCAACACAGCUCUGCUCCACUGAGCCCAUCUGCAACACAGACACCCACCUCUCCCACCACACCUUCCCGCCGACUCCCCAGGCCACCAUCCCCAGAUUUCACAGCUAUCCGCUAUAAGGAGAGAGAACCCCACCAGGUUAAGGCCUUAGAAGCCAGCUUUGCCCAGAACCCUGACCCAUCAGGAGAGGAAGUGGACAGACUGCGGUCUGAGACCAAGAUGACCAGAAGAGAGAUUCACGGCUGGUUCGCUGAGAGGAGGAAGAGAGUGGCAGCUGAGAAGAAGAAAGAGGAGGCUGAACGGGCAUUGAGAGAGGAGGAGGAGGAAGAGAUGGAGGUUGACGGAGAAGAGAGACAGAGAGACGAAAGUCCAGGAGAACCAAAAGUUAAUCCUAUCAAAAUAAAUCUGAAGAUGCUGAAGGUGACGGAGGCCAAUGGGAAAGCAGAUUGCGAAGGGCUGGACAGCACGCCUGUGUCCUCCCCGGGUCCUUCCUCCUCCAUUACCCCCAAAACAUCACAGUCCUCCACACCAAUGCCCAAACCAACCCACUCCCCCAAACCCACAGCCAUCAGAGGUAAGAAGACAGUGGACCAGCUCCACCUGAUGAAACAAGUCUACGCUCGGACCCAGUGGCCCAGCGCCACUCAGUAUGAUGAACUCAUCUCAAGUACUGGGCUGCCCCGGCCCGAAGUAGUGCGCUGGUUUGGAGAUUGCCGUUAUGUGCAGAAGAAUGGCCAGCUGAAGUGGCUGGAGUCAUACCAGAACAUGGCUCUGGAGGAGGAGCUGCAGAAGGGGAAUGUGCACGUUCUCCAGGCUCACCUCGACGUCCAUGGAAGGCUGGAGGAAUCACAGUUGCAGGAACUGGCUCAGAGUAGCGGUUUGACAACAGAUUUGGUGCGACACUGGUUUUCCACCAAGGCAUCUUUGGAACAAACUCCUGCUGCUGCCGCUCACACAACAGGAGCGCGACCGGUUGCACCAGGUGCGGCAGCUGAGCCACGAACAACAGGAUCCUCCCCUCCGGAGCUGCAGGCAGGAGGCGUGAUGGAGGAGAAAAUGGAGGCGUCGGUGUGCAGUGUCGCAACAGAAGCAGAGGACGCCAACGCUGACGAGACUGUGAAUACUGCUAAAGGAACUGAUUGAAGAGGCCUUUUGUGUGAGGAUGGAGUCGACAACGCAGGUGGUCUUUGUGCUGGGAGCCUGACUAAAAGACGGCAGAUGCGUUUGUAACAAGAUCACUGGAUGGAAAUGGAUCUUGAAACCAUCUCCACCCAUCCCUCUUCUACCC